GUUGGCGCAUGCGCAGUGCUGCGGCUGCUGAUUGCCAGGAUGAGCUGCCCGCCGGGGCUACAGCUGGACUGCGAGCGGCUGCUCGACGACUUCCAGGCCACUGACAGCGUCCGCUUCGAGACCUUCACUGAGCUCUGGCGUCAGCGCCGCUUCCACACCAUCUUCCAUGGUAGAAUAAGGCCAUUAGAGUUGAAUAAGUUUACAAAGAAAGCUUUGGAUCUGGCACGUCAGUACUUCUUGCCUCCGUACACUUUUCAGAUUCGAGUUGGUGCACUGUAUCUUCUGUAUGGAUUGUAUAAUACACAACUUUGUCAGCCAAAGCAGAAGAUCAGAAUUUCACUCAGAGAUUGGCCUGAAGUCCAGAAGUUCCAGCAGGAUCUGGUGGAUGCUCAGCAUUAUGAUGCAGCUUACAUUUAUAGGAAGCUGCGACUAGCCAAAGCAUUCCACUUCACAGCCAUGCCCAAACUAUUGUCCUAUAGAGUUAAGAAAAGGGUUGAAGAGACAGAACUGAAAGAAGAGUUCCGGGAGCUGAGUAACCGAGUGAGCAGCGUGAUCACUAGUGAUACCUUGGAGGAAUUUAUGAAUGUUCACAACCACUAUCAGAAAAUGAAAUGUAUGAUCUCUACUGACAAAUCCCAACCAGACAAGGCUCUGAGCUUGAUCAAGAAUGACUUUGUAAUUAGUGUUAACAAUAUUAUUUUGGAAUAUCAGCAGUGGCAGCAGGACAAAAUGAAUCAACUCUUAAAGUCUAAAGAGAAUGAAAAAUUGACGGAGAAGCCGGAUGAAGGGAAUUCUCAAGAAUCAGAAGGUUCUGAAAGAGCAAGUGCAUUGGCUAAAAUCAAACAGAAGUCCUAUUCAGCAGUUGCUGAGGUCUCCAAAUCAAGACGGCAUCGUCAAGUUAAGCUAGAAUCUUCUGAAUCGGGGUCUGAUCAGGGAAAACUGGCAUCUCCCAAAGAGAAAAGAAACCAAAAAAGGCCCCAGUCAACAAGGAAGAAAAGCUCUCCAGCAAGCAGAGGUGUAAUAAAGAAGGAAACCACUUCUGGGAAAAAGAAGCUGCCUGUAAUCCCAGAAGAAGAUAGUUCCAGUGAAGAAGAGGUCCCACGCCCAAAGAGAAGACGACGACGUUAAACAGUACAUUUGGAGACUUUCUUGUGUAUGUGUGUGUCUAGCG
Gavialis gangeticus (Gharial) is the source of this 1171-nucleotide messenger RNA. RefSeq names its product small nuclear RNA activating complex polypeptide 1 (gene SNAPC1). The record is from RefSeq and is a predicted model, not a curated record. Gene Ontology annotation, cellular component: snRNA-activating protein complex. Lineage: Eukaryota; Metazoa; Chordata; Crocodylia; Gavialidae. Gene Ontology annotation, biological process: snRNA transcription by RNA polymerase III; snRNA transcription by RNA polymerase II. The transcript has 10 exons. Bases 40 to 1128 code for a protein of 362 amino acids. Gene Ontology annotation, molecular function: sequence-specific DNA binding.